Molecule: messenger RNA, 1737 nt
Organism: Clupea harengus (Atlantic herring)
Lineage: Eukaryota; Metazoa; Chordata; Actinopteri; Clupeiformes; Clupeidae
Product: acyl-coenzyme A thioesterase 5-like
Biological process (GO): fatty acid metabolic process; acyl-CoA metabolic process
Molecular function (GO): fatty acyl-CoA hydrolase activity
Source: RefSeq, a predicted model, not a curated record
GCACGCAGUGCAGCGACGUUCAUGGCUGUAGUUAAUAAACCCCCUAUCUUCAAACACCCUAACUGCAGGCAGGGGGCAAGACCACAACCUCCAGACAUAUUGCAUACAGUAUCGUUGGUUGUUCGAAAGAAGCGUCUCGCCGCACUCUGGCUUUCGCUAAGCAACAGAUGACACUGAAAUUGUUGAUCAACGACAAUCAGGGGAAACGCAGUCAUGAUUUUCAGAAGUUAUUGCAUCUUGGCACAGAAGACUGCACGAGUGUUAGUUUCGGGUAGACAUCAACUUCCGACUUGCAUCUGGCUAAGUCUUCGUAGGUCGGCGAGCUCAAUGGCUGUGUGUCCGGUGUUGUCGGUGCAACCUACCCGGGCACUGGUGGACGAGAAGUUUCAGAUAGUUGUGAGAAAUCUACACCCAAAACAAGAGGUGACGGUCCAUUCUUUACAUCACUCCGAGGAUAAAGACUACUGGGAGGCGUUUGGCCAUUAUACCAGCGACGAAAAUGGAACCGUUACAGUUAUGGAAGAUGCAAGCCGUGGUGGGACCUACACUGGAACUGAACCCAUGGGCCUACUUUGGAGCCUGCGGCCCAUUCCCGGUAGCAGACACGGGCUCAGGAUGCGAAAGAGGAACGUUCUGUCUCCAAUGGUGGUGAACAUAUCAGUCUACAAAGGUCACAUGAACCAGGGGUUUUCUGAAGAGGCCGCAUUGGCGACGGUUGUCACAGAGAGAUGGUACCUGGCGCCAGGUGUGCAGCGUGUGGACAUUAGGGAACAAGGGGUCAAAGGCACACUCUUCAUACCACCAGGCCCGGGGCCCUUUCCUGCAGUCCUGGACAUGUGGGGAGGGGGAGGGGGGCUGGUGGAGUACCGGGCCGCCCUCCUGGCAUCACAUGGCUUUGUUGCUUUGGCGUUGGAAUACCUCACUCCGAAUAAAAAGCGGACGUUGGAUAUUGAGACCAGAUACUUUGAGACGGCGUAUCAUAUCCUGCAGUCCCUGCCUCAGGUGUCUUCAGAUAGAGUGGCUGUGCUUGGCCUGUCCUUCGGGGCGUCAGUCACCCUCACACUUGCAGCAUACUCUAAAACCGCCAAGCCCCGGUGCUGUGUGUGUAUCAGUGGUAGUCAUGUUCACCCUGUCAACAAGACCCUCUUUGAGAUCUUCCAGCUAAUGAACCAGAGCUUGGCCAAGUCACGCAUUGAUGAGAAUAAUCAUGUGAUCUGGAGAGAUGUCAUUCUGCCCAUCCCUACUGAGCCUGAUCUUAAAGUAGAUGUGGGCAAGAUAAAGUGUCCUCUGCUGGUUGUGAUCGCUCAGGAUGAUCAGAACUGGGCCACUGUGGAGUCCACUGAAGACAUGGAGCAGAUUAUGGAAAGGUCUGGAAAUCGUCACCUGCUGACGGUGUUGUCAUACCCAGAUGCAGGUCACUUGAUUGAGCCUCCAUACACUCCACACAUUCGGUUCAGUAACUUCAUCACUCACUUCAAUGGGGAGAAAGUGAUCAUGCUGUGGGGAGGUCAGACUAAGCCUCAUGCAGACGCCCAGGAAGACGCAUGGGAGAAGAUCCUCCUUUUCCUCCAGAAACACCUCUACCAGGAUAUACCACCAGAGGCCAAGCUCUGAAACUGCUCUCUCUCACAAACACACACUCUACCAGGAUAUACCACCAGCGGCCGAGCUCUGAAACUGCUCUCUUACACACACACACACACACACACACACACACACACACACACACACACACAC